AUGGCGUUAGAUCCGCGCUUCUACCACCACAUCGGCCAGUCCGGACCUGGCUCGAUCUCAUCCGGCACUUCAUCCGAAUCCUCCGCUCUCACCGGCAUCACGUCGCCUAGUGUGAUCUCGACAUCCGCCUCCGCUGCCACCCUGCGAUCAACCGCCUCCAGUCCCUCCCUUCGCGCCCGAGAAGGUGUAUCCAUGAUUAGUCGCCAAGAUGCAAUGUCCAGCCCGACAUCAGGAGGAGGAAACGUCCGUGUCGUUGUGCGUGUGCGGAAGUUUCUCCCCAGAGAGAUUCAACGCCAGGCAGAAUGCCUUAUUUCGAUGGACCCUCACACGCAAAUGACUCGCUUGAGAGCACCGACACCUAGCCUAGACGAUCGCGGAAAGCCGAAAUCGCAAGCGCGGGGAAAGAUUCUGGAGGACAAGUCGUUUACCUUUGAUAAUUCUUUCUGGUCGCAUGACGAAGAAGAUGAACAUUUCGCUCACCAGGAAGAUGUUUACAACUGUCUGGGUGAGGAAUUCCUAGAUCACAACUUCGAAGGUUACCACACAUGUAUCUUUGCAUAUGGUCAGACAGGCUCUGGAAAGAGUUAUACAAUGAUGGGAACGCCCGAACAACCUGGAUUGAUUCCACGUACCUGCGAAGAUUUGUUUCAGCGCAUUGAAGACUCUCCAUCUCCCGACAUCAGUUAUAACGUCCGCGUGUCCUAUUUCGAAGUUUACAACGAGCACGUACGAGAUCUAUUGGUGCCACGAACCGACUCGCCACAUUAUUUGCGCAUUCGAGAGUCCCCAUCGGAGGGCCCAUACGUUAAAGACUUGACGGAAGUUACAGCACGAAACUAUGCGGAAUUGAUGAAGUUCAUGCGCAAGGGUGACAUGUCACGUACCGUCGCAAGUACCAAAAUGAACGAUACAUCAUCUCGGUCACAUGCAGUUUUCACUAUUACUCUCAAACAGAUUCAUCAUGAUCUUUCUACUGACGAGACCACUGAACGCACUGCACGCAUUCGACUGGUCGAUCUUGCCGGUUCCGAACGUGCCAAAUCGACUGAAGCAACAGGCCAACGACUCCGUGAGGGUUCUAAUAUCAACAAGUCACUCACAACGCUCGGUCGAGUCAUUGCGGCUCUGGCAGACUCCAAGAAGACCCGGGGGAGGAAGGGCAAGGAGCUAGUCCCCUACCGUGACUCUAUCCUAACCUGGUUGUUAAAGGAUAGUCUGGGUGGAAACUCAAAAACAGCCAUGAUUGCAUGCAUUGCACCUGCCGACUACGAAGAAACGCUUUCAACAUUACGAUAUGCCGAUCAGGCCAAACACAUUCGAACCCGAGCCCGGGUGAACCAAGACCAUGUCUCUGCGGCAGAACGCGACGCCCAAAUCGCCGAGAUGACCGAAACAAUCCGAAACCUGCAGCUUAGCGUUAGCCAGGCUAAUGAAAACCAGCGCGCAACUCAAAUGCAAGAAGAGAAGCUUGAUGAGUAUCAGCAAAAGGUGGAGAAGAUGCAGCGCCUGAUGGAGGAGAACAAGAUGGUCAGUGACUGCAAGAUCCGCCAGCUGCAGACCGAAAACGAAGCCCUGCGCAUGCAUCUGAAACUGGCCCUCGAGAGCCUUAAAAAUCCCAUUCCGCCAAUCACCCUUGCACAGCGUCAACCAAGUCUGGGUUCAUUAGCAGAAAACCAGCCUACCCAUGAAACAGUAUCUCGUGAAGGUUCCCCUGGUAUUCCGUCUGACUCCGAGCCUGAGCUUUGGGAAGACGAGGAUGACGACGAGACAGUAACCUGGGAAGAUGAAAACGGCGAGGCACAUCAGGUGCAGUCCCAUAUGGAAAAUCUCCUCGGUGAUCUUAGUGUGUUUAAACGCAAGCUAGCAUCAGACCAUGAGCGUUGGCAGCGACACGAACAGACGAAGACUCGGGUUCCUAAACGACGCGCCUUGAGCACUAUUGCUCUGAAUAAUCGCUAG
Molecule: messenger RNA, 1959 nt
Organism: Penicillium odoratum
Lineage: Eukaryota; Fungi; Ascomycota; Eurotiomycetes; Eurotiales; Aspergillaceae
Product: kinesin-3 family protein uncB
Exons: 2
Coding region: 1-1959 (652 amino acids)
Biological process (GO): microtubule-based movement; mitotic spindle organization
Molecular function (GO): microtubule binding; microtubule motor activity; ATP binding
Source: RefSeq, a predicted model, not a curated record